UUGGAUUAUAUAGAAGAAGCUAUUAGGGCUUCGGAGGUACAUAUGGAAUCGAUUGGAGGGAAAAGGGAAGAUGAUUACAACAAUAGCAAUCAGCAGCCAGCCAUCUUGGAUGAAGAUAAUGAACGUGUCGCCCUCGAUCUUAAGGCUGGCCUCCACCCUCUCAAACACAAAUUUGUAUUUUGGUACACUCGGCGAACUCCGGGAGUCAGAACUCAAACAUCAUACGAGGAUAAUAUCAAAAAGAUUGUAGACUUCAGUACCGUGGAAGCUUUUUGGGUAUGCUAUUGUCACUUGGCUCGCCCCUCCACAUUGCCAAGCCCAACAGAUUUGCACUUGUUUAAGGAUGGUAUUCGUCCUCUGUGGGAGGAUUCUGCUAAUUGCAAUGGCGGGAAAUGGAUUAUUAGAUUUAAAAAGGCUGUCUCUGGCCGUUUUUGGGAGGAUCUGGUCCUAGCAUUAAUUGGGGAUCAACUUGAGUAUGGAGACAAUGUUUGCGGUGCAGUACUGAGCAUCCGGUUUAACGAGGACAUAUUGAGUGUAUGGAACCGCAAUGCAUCUGAUAAUCAGGCAGUGAUGGGGCUGAGGGAUUCUAUCAAGCGGCACUUGAAGCUUCCCCAUAGCUAUGUGAUGGAAUACAAGCCGCACGAUGCUUCACUGCGCGACAACUCCUCUUAUCGUAACACUUGGCUAAGAGGUUAGAAACAAGACUGCAGUUGUGCAUUAAUUCUUGACCACAAUUCAGACCACUUCUUUUGGUGAUCAAAAAGUGAGAAAAUGCAAACUGCCCAGUGUAACAGUUUUAUGUAUGACUUCGACCCAUUUUUCACAUUUAUAACUUUGUGUUGAUCCUUUUUACAUGUUCAUUUAUUAUGUACACUUCUGCUAUGGUUUGCAUCUAUCCUAGGCCUAGGAAAAUGGGUUUACAAUGUUGUUCCAGUUUGUAAUUUUCAUGGUUUAGUAUCUUUUUUUCUCUCAUUAUUUGCUUUAGUGGAAUGGAAAUUAUGGGAUGUGAGUUAUACAACAUUUGGUGGAAUCAUUCACAUUUCCGUGAAAGAGAUUUACUUGUCGCAUAAACUUGUCUAUUAAUUGUGUUGAUUAAUUUUAUAUGCACAUCUCCAAAUGAAG
Messenger RNA from Striga asiatica, 1122 nucleotides. The record is from the annotation of a GenBank genome assembly. NCBI's taxonomy places the organism in Eukaryota, Viridiplantae, Streptophyta, Magnoliopsida, Lamiales, Orobanchaceae.